UUUGUGUUCUUUCUCAUUACUCAUAGUGAACAGCUGAUCAGUUGUUUUCACCAAAUAAUAUAAUAAAAAUACAUCUAAAUUUAGCACGUAGUGUGUGGCAAUAUUGUUCAUAUAAGAUAACGUAUCGAAAAUAAAAGUCAGUAAAAAAUACUUCAAAGAUUAACUUAAAAAGUAUAUAAUGACGUAGUAAUGUGUAUGUUUAAUAAAAAUUCGUUUAUUAUGUAAAUAAAUUACGAAGGUAAUCAAUUCUCAUCUAAAGUUCUUAUAAAAUGUCAAUUUCAAUGGAGAAUCUUGUUAUCAAGCAACCGAUUAAACGUUUGGAAAUUCAAAUCAACAAUUUUAAUGUUGCUAUACCACACCAUGUGAAUUUAUUAAAACGUCAUAAGAAUAAUAUUAAAAAAUAUGAAUCUCAACAAGAUUGGGAAAAAGUACGCAAAGAGCAUAUUAAUGUUUCUAGAAUUGUAAAACAAUUAAAAGAAUUGUUAUAUCAGAUGGAUACUCUUCGUGCUCAAGUUCUCGAUAGUGAUAUUAAUGAAUUCGAUAAACUUACAGCGACUGCAAGAUCUAGUAUGAUGAAUGCAAUUGAGGAAUACUUGGUUUUACAAUUGGACUUACCGAUAUCGGGUCCGUCUUCACCCAAAGAAGAAAAUAAGGAUGCACAGGAUGUAUUUAAAGAUCAUGAUAUCCAAUUGUAUGAAGAAUAUGAGGAUUUGAAUCGACAGCAAGCAUGUUUGCAUACCUGGACCGACCUACAGGAUGAUAUUUAUCAAUUACAUCAACUUUUUACUGAUUUCAACAAAAUAGUACAUGACCAAAAAGAAUCUGCGACGCACAUAGAAACUAAUGUUGAAGAGACACAAAGUAAUGUGAAUGAGGGUGCAAAGUUUCUAGUAACAGCAUCAAGAUACAAAGCAGUAACUUAUCCCUUAGCGGGAGCAAUUAUAGGAACUUGCGUUGGGGGACCAAUAGGGUUAUUUGCGGGUCUAAAAAUUGGUGGUCUAACUGCUCUUGGUUGUGGUAUUUUAGGAUUUACUGGCGGUUCCAUCUUAAAGAGACAACAAAUUUCAGGGGAGAUUGUACGUAGAAAAUCAAACAGUUCAAUUCCAGAGCAACAAAACGUUAAAAAAUCUUUGUCUCUUCCUGAAAAAUUGAAUAAAAACGAUAAAGAUUUGUGACAUCAGGAAGAACUUGAUCAUAAAUCGAAAGAUACUAAAGUUUGCAAUAUUAUUUAAUUGCUUUCUGAGAUAUCAGUGUGUACUCUUUUAAAUGAAACAGAAUACUUUCAAUCUGCUGACCAAUGAUCUACUUUUUUAUUAAAUAACAAAAUUUUGAGAAUAUUAUGUGAAGGAUAACAAGACACUAUCUUUGUAAUAUUACAUGGAAUAUGUAUGUGUAUGUAGGCCAAGUUUAGACCGAUGAUAUUCAACGCUUUAAUAUCAUAAUUUAAUAAGAAGCUUCCGAGUACUAAUUACACUUAGUUAUCACGAUGAGAAAUUUUCAGUUAUGUUGCUUUCUUGAAACAUGUUAAACGUGUUUCAUAUAUUCUUGUUGGAUCUCAAAUUACAAUAAAUAGCUUCUACAGCUUGAAUAUAAAAAUAUUCAGAUAGAUAGCUCGUACUUUGAUAUAUAUAACAUAUUGAAAAUUUUACUAAUUAAUAAAAUGCUUUAUAAAAUAUCAUAAAUAAUAUAUCUCUAACGUGAAUGUUCGAUCACAGAUAUGUUACUUGUAUUAAACAAAUUAUUAUUUUACGUCACAAAUAUGAAUGAACUAAAUUAUGCAGAAAAUUAUUAACCCUCAAUGUGAUUUAAAUUAGAAUUAAUUUUUGUAUUAAAGUAGCUUUGUUUCGACUGAUUAUAUAUUAUUUCCCGUUUGUAUUUAUUAUUAAUUGAUAUUAUAAAUUUUUCUAAUUUUCAAUCACUUUUGUAGAUUGUUCCUAAAAUGUUUUAGGGUUUAUAAUUGUUUGCAAACAAAAAUGCAUUAUAUAUACGUAUGUAUUGUGUUUAAUUAAUUUUGUAAAGAUUUGUAAGUAUCUGAAUAGCCUAAUCUUCAAAUGAAGGUUAUCUUGUAAAAGUGAUCACUAUAAAUAUGAAUUAAUUUGCGAUCUACUUACCGCGUACUUAAAUGAGCUAUAAGUACCUGCAAAACAAUAAUUACAAAAACGUUCGCAAUCUUUUUUCUAGGAAUUCGUGUUGUUUGAUAAACGACAAUAUUCAUUAGCAGUUUUUAAAAACUUCACGUCGGUUUUAUGCCUUUUCCACGUGUCUUAUGAAUAUGUACGACAUUGCAAUGUUCAAAUUGUGUAUUUACGCUUUAAACAGAAGAAAAACGAAGCAAAUAAUUUACUUUACACGAUUGUAUAUUUUUUAUACAAUUAUAUUAUAUAAUUAAAUUAGUUCCAUCAAGAAAAACAGGAAUUAUUUAUCAUCAAACUAUCUCCAAUUUAAGAUACUAGUCUUAUAUCUAUAAGAAAAUAACAUUUUCAUAGACUCAGGUAGUAAUAUUAAAUUUCGUGGUUUUUUUUAAUAUUUUGACACACUAUAAAUGAUUUUAAAUGUAGAUAAUUUAUAAAAGAAACAUAUGAAAUGAAAAAGAACCUUAUUGCACUGUAAAAAAAUGAAUAGAAAAAUUUUCAAUCGGCUUUGUUCGUAUAUUUAAAAAAAGAGAACGGAUUUUAUAAUUAAUUAGCUUUUUGGGGUUCACUACAAAAGGCACCCAAUACAGUAUAUUUAGCAAAUAAUAAAAUACAUCGGUGUUAGACACAUUACAAUACUGAAACACACAAUCGUGUUAUUAAUAUAAUAUAUACAUUUUAUAAUGGUAAUGCAAAUGACUUAAAUCUAAGGACUAAAAAAUUUCUACUUAAAAAAAUAUUAAUAAAUAUCUAAGAGCAUGUAAAUAUUUAAA
Messenger RNA from Polistes canadensis, 2905 nucleotides. RefSeq names its product syntaxin-17 (gene Syx17). Gene Ontology annotation, biological process: intracellular protein transport; exocytosis; vesicle fusion. NCBI's taxonomy places the organism in Eukaryota, Metazoa, Arthropoda, Insecta, Hymenoptera, Vespidae. The transcript has 5 exons. The record is from RefSeq and is a predicted model, not a curated record. Gene Ontology annotation, cellular component: autophagosome membrane; endomembrane system; plasma membrane. Bases 270 to 1175 code for a protein of 301 amino acids. Gene Ontology annotation, molecular function: SNARE binding; SNAP receptor activity.